UGAUCGAGCAGCUUCCCAUGGAUCUGCGCGACAGGUUCACCGAGAUGCGCGAGAUGGACCUGCAGGUGCAGAGAGAAAAUUUUGUUUCCUGCUCAGUUUGUAACUGGCUAGAAUGUUCCAAAGUCAGCAGUCUAGAGCCCUGGGUGAGGAGUUUGGGUCGUGCUUUAAGUCACUACCACUGCUCUUAGGGACAAAAAACCUUUAGAACUUGGAGUCCUGCCUGCCCCAUGCUGGAGAGCACAAGAACCUUGAUGAGAAUCCUACCAGAAUGCAAUUCUGCUUCUUGGAAAUUAAGAUGCAAUGGAUCAGCUUGAGCAGAGGGUAAAUGAAUUUUUUAUGAAUGCAAAGAAAAACAAACCUGAAUGGAGAGAAGAACAAAUGACAUCAAUCAAAAAAGAUUAUUAUAAGGCUUUGGAAGAUGCAGAUGAGAAAGUGCAACUGGCUAAUCAGAUAUAUGAUUUGGUAGACCGUCAUUUGAGAAAAUUGGACCAGGAACUUGCGAAAUUUAAAAUGGAACUUGAAGCAGAUAAUGCUGGAAUUACAGAAAUAUUAGAGAGACGGUCUCUGGAGCUGGAUACACCAUCACAACCUGUGAAUAACCAUCACGCCCAUUCUCACACUCCAGUAGAGAAAAGGAAACACAAUCCAUCUUCUCACCAUAGUGCAACAGAUCAUGUUCCUGAAAAGAAGUUUAAAUCUGAAGCUCUUCUAUCUACCCUGACUUCAGAUGCUUCUAAAGAAAAUACACCAGGGUGUCGAAACAGUAAUUCAUCAUCCUCUUCAAACAAUGCAUACAAUACAAACUCUUCUCAACCAUUGGCAUCAUAUAACCUGGGCUCAUUAUCUUCAGGAUCCGGGGCCGGUGCAAUUACCAUGGCAGCAGCUCAAGCAGUGCAAGCCACGGCACAGAUGAAGGAAGGAAGACGAACAUCCAGUCUAAAAGCCAGCUACGAAGCAUUUAAGAACAAUGAUUUUCAACUCGGAAGAGAAUUUUCGUUAUCCAGAGAUUCAACUGGAUAUUCAUCAUCAGCUCUGGCAUCUACAUUAACACAGACAUUAAGUUCAUCAGCCACAGAUUCACGAAGUGGUAGAAAAAGCAAAAACAACAACAAAUCCUCAAGUCAGCAGUCCUCAUCAUCUUCCUCUUCUUCCUCUCUAUCAUCUUGUUCUUCUUCGUCUGCACUGGCACAAGAACUGUCUCAGCAAACAGCAGUAAUACCAGAGUCUGAUUCUAAUAGCCAGGUUGACUGGACCUAUGAUCCAAAUGAGCCCCGUUACUGCAUCUGUAAUCAGGUGUCCUAUGGUGAAAUGGUAGGCUGUGAUAACCAAGAUUGCCCCAUUGAGUGGUUCCAUUAUGGAUGUGUUGGACUGACAGAAGCACCAAAAGGGAAAUGGUACUGCCCACAGUGUACAGCUGCAAUGAAGAGAAGAGGCAGUAGGCAUAAAUAAGGUUCUUCAUCUGGAAAACAAAUUACAUACUUAAAGUUUUAUAGAGGACUUGGGAGGGGGGGGAGCCCCCGUCACACUUCAUCGCAACCACUUAAGGGUUAACAUAGCAGUCGUAAGAUCUUGAACUAUUGAUUUUGCUAGUUGUGUUUUAAUAUUGUAAGUAAAUUAUUUAUGCACAUUUCUGUGCUACAGAUACUAUUCCAGUGAGCCUUGGAUUGUUCCAGUGGCCAGCAUAUGCAGACAUUUGUACUAUCAGACCGUUUUCUCUAAGCAGUGGGCAUUCUACAAUUAUCCAAUCUUCCAAAAAUUCCAAUAAGUCAAGAUUUUAAAUGUAUGUUUUAUAUACAACAGAUAUAUUCUGCUGCAUGUACUGUAUUCAAGAGCUGUUAUGUAACACUAUGUAUAUAAAUGGUGCAAAAAGUCAGUGCGUCUGAAAAAAAAACGAGACAAUGGUUUUUAAAAUGCCUUUAUAGCUUUGGUUCUUUAUGAAACUUAAUUCAGCAGGCUGAAGAAAAUGGUUCUUGUAUACAGCGGGCUGUUGUCCUCUAGGGUACUUGAGUAUGUAAAAACAAAAAAAAAUGCUGUAGAAUAAAACAAACUUGUGCCAUUAGUCUUUAUAUGUUUCUGCUCCAGAGAAGGCGCAGGCCAUAAGAGGAAAAUAAGGUGUAAAAGUGACGAUAAAUUUUUAUACCAAAUGUGUUUAUUUUUUUGUGCAAGUAAUCCUUUAAAUUUGAAUUGUAUUAGGUGUUAAAAUAAAACAACCUCAACUCCUCAAA
Molecule: messenger RNA, 2225 nt
Organism: Colius striatus (speckled mousebird)
Lineage: Eukaryota; Metazoa; Chordata; Aves; Coliiformes; Coliidae
Gene: ING3
Product: inhibitor of growth family member 3
Exons: 12
Coding region: 301-1449 (382 amino acids)
Biological process (GO): regulation of DNA-templated transcription
Cellular component (GO): NuA4 histone acetyltransferase complex
Source: RefSeq, a predicted model, not a curated record